CAACAAUUGUACAGUUCUUUCUGGCCAGGCACAUCAUUGGCAUCACAGGCAUGAUGUUGGUCAAGUCGUGGCUUUUUCAAGCAGUUCUGGUACCCAUGGCUUUUCAGCUUUUCUUCUCUACUUGGAUCCAAUGCUCUUCAGAUAUACAAGUACGUGAGGUCCAGGCUGCAGUUAUGGGCUCAGUGACCAUCACAUUUAAGUAUGACACUUUCCGGUACAGGAAUCUGAUAAGCAGCUGGUGCAGGCAAGUAACCAUUACAGAGUGUGAAAAUAUUAUGGACACGAGUGUUACCAGCAAUAAUGGAUACAAAGGAAGACUGUUCCUUUCACAAAAUACUGAAAGAACUGGCAUAGUGAAUGUGACUAUGGUGAAUUUACAACAUUGGGACACUGGUCUGUAUAAAUGGCGAAUAUGGACUGGAACAGAAUAUUCUAUCAUUGAGAAUGUCCUACUGCAGGUGGUUUUUGGAGCUGGGGUGGCGAUCUCCUCCUCAGCAGGAGCUGGGCCAGAUGUUUUUGGCCCUUCAGAGGGUCCGGGCUCGUCAGACACCUCCACAACAAUCCCCACAUCAGGGCUACCAUCCAGAUUACAUGUGGCUAUUUUUAAGGCUUAUGACAGCGUGGAAAUGAGUUGUGAAUAUAAUCAAAAACAGACAUGGUCAAAAGCUUGGUACAAGAUGAUGGGUCUUGAUAACCUUCAGUGGCUGGUUCAUUCUGACGGGAACAUCAAUAUGGACUACAGUUCAAGAUCUACAGUGUUUGUUUAUGAACAAAAGAGAGUUCUGGAAAUGAAGAUCACAAACUUGGAACUUUGGGACAGUGGUUUAUAUCAGUGUCGUGAAUCAGGAGGUGAAACCAUCUUAAAUGAAAUCUUGCUGCUUGUAACUUUAGAAGAGAUGUAUGAAGACAGAUCAGAGUAUUCUACAUUAGCGGUCUCAGAAGGUUCAAGUACCUCUCCUAACAUAGUUCAAGAUAAUAUAGAUAAUAAAUAUGUGAGUCCAGUUGAUGUCAAAUAUAAUGUCAGCAAUGGACAGAAUGGUAACUCUACAGGGGAAAGCAACCAUAAAAUUGAGCAUCACGGGGCAUGGGAUAUUCUACGCUGGAUGCUUUUUUUAUUCAUGGGACUGUGUGUCCUCCUCUCUACCUAUUACGAAAAGAUUUCAGACAGCAUAUCUCACAUACAUCUGAUGUGUGAUCAACCAUUAAAUGAAACGUGACCUGACAGCUGGAUAUGAUUGUUCGAGCACCGUAUAACUUAUUUUAAAUAUGACUUUAUUUUGGUGGAUUAAAAUGUGUUAUAUGUAAAAUGGUGCUGCCACACUAUGGGAGUGAUUCAUCAUCUCCACCUACACACAUUUUUUUUUUGCUGAAAAAAGUCACAAAGCGAAGUGGCGGUGCGUAAAUGUGCGUAAACCUCCGAUGUACAACAAUUAUUUGACUCUUCUACCUAACUGCGGCACAGUGUCUGAUAAAGGCCUGCGAGCCAAAAAUGUUUACGCUCUGCCGCUUUACCCAAUUUUCUGAAAUAAAAAAGGAAAUACAUUGAUCAAGAUAAAACAGUUGCCCAUGGAUGUGCCUAACUUAUGAAGAGGUUUGCACCUUGCCAUAAAUUAAAAGCAUCCUCCAGCAGUGCAGGGGAUGUCAAGAAUGGUGUAGCGCACACGAGUCUUGAUAAAUCUCCCCCUGUGUCUCUUCUUGAUUUUCUUUGUCUUGUAGAAAAAAUACAAAACAUUUUGGCAUUAAGUGAGGCAACCAAUAGAUGGUGUGUGUAGCUAUGCAACAAAUUUACCAUCUAGCCUGUGCUAAAUUUGAUACAUGAUGUUUAACAAUACACUGUCUCAAUAUUAGACAGGAUUAAUAAAUCUGCCCCAUGACUUCUUUUGAGGCCUUUGGGUUGUAAAAAAAUUUCAUGACUCAUGUGUGUCAAAUGUCAUGUGUGUAGCUUAACAUGUGUUAAGUCACACAUUGCCACGCAGUGUUGGAGCUGAUUGGCCUAGGCAAGAGUAGCCACACCGGUGAGCAGCUGCUAAAGUACAUCAAGCAGCAAACAUCCCACCGGCUGUCACCCUGCCAACUCCAAUUGGGCAAGGUUGUCAGCGACAAUGAUUGCAACAUCCUGGCUUUCCUGAACCUGGGGAAAAUAAUACAUAUUCCCUCUGCAUGACCUUUUAAUAAAAUGCACUGGCUUGUGCAAGGUGCUGGCAAUGUCCAGGAUACUGUCCCUCUUUUCAGUUAUUCUUAUGUGGUGAGGAAUGCUCUCCUGGACUUGCAGCAUCAGAAUGGUCUACAGCUACAUGGCUUAAUGUGCGACGUUCCAACUUGCUGGAAUUCAACAUUGCACAUGCUACAUGUGUACUAGUAUCGGAUAGCAGUGAGGAGGUGCUGCCACUGGAAGAGGAAGAGGAGUCAGUGAACGAGGAGCAAGAGGAUGAUGAUGGUGACACCUGUCACAACACCCAAUUGUCUCAGUGAAGGGUUGAGUUGGGAAAAACGGCCUCCUUGGGCACGCUGGCCACAAUGACUACCUGUAGACUUGCUAACGAAGUGACAGGCAGAUUGGUGGCAUCAAGCAUGUUUUUAUACCGUCGCUAUCAAAGCAAAAUGGCCAUUAUGCCACUGCUGAAGCCUGCCGACCAUCGUGCUCUGUACGGCUGCUGUUGCCUCCAUCAUGCCACUGCCUUGGCUUGCUUACCAUCAGCUUCAGCAAGGCUGCUGCUUCCUGCGUCACGCUGCUGCCUGCCACCAUGUACCAUAUGGCUGUUGCUGUCACCUUAGCCGCUGCUGCUCCUCGAUACUAAUCCCCUACUGCCAUCACUAUUAACGCAAUGCAUCUGCCACUACUACUACCAUUACCACCACUACUACUAAUAUUACUACUACUACCCAUAAACGACUGACCUACAGCCUUGUAUGUUCCACUCUAUGCUACUUCUGCUGCCGCUAUGUACCUCUAAUACCUUACGCUUUCCACAUCCACACUGCACUGCUGCUGCUCCCAAUUAAGGCCUCAUGCACACAACCGUGUGCCAACCGUGGUGGUGCUGUGGACCGCAAAUUGCUGUUUCCUGCCGUCUGUGGACACUUGAAUUGGGUCCGCGAUCCGCAUCCGAUGGUCUGCACCGCAAAAAUGUAGUGCAUGCAGUGCUUUUUUGCAGUGUGGAGGCACUGAUAGAAAACCUAUAGAAGCACUCCGUAGGGCUUCCAUGAGCUUCUGAUCUGUGCCUCCAUUCUGCUCAAACCAUGGACCUAUUUAAGUGUUGUUUAUGGCCCACAAUACGGGCAUGGACCUUCUACGGUUGUGUGCAUCAGGCCUAAAAGGGAGAAUUUUAAUUUGGCGCCACAUUUUCUUCUGAGAAUCAACACUUGUGUGUGUUGUAUGAGUAGGCAUUCUGACUCCUGUAAAUACAUUAUUUUUGGAAACUUGCUCCCCCAAGCCACUUUUAUUUUGUUAUUUAUUUGUAUCCAAUAACACUGUUUGUGUUUAAACAUCAUCUGCCCCCAAUAAGGGACAAUUUUUGGAAGCUUUGGAUUAUGAAAAAGCAUAACGGGUGUCGGCGCUGUGUGUUUUGUAAGCAUGCUGUAUAGUAACCCCUUCCUGACACAUGACUUAAUAGUAUGUCACAGUGGCAGGUGACUUGCCGUAUUCUGACGUACUAUUACAUCAUGGUGAUCGGGCAGGCACCGCAGCGGUGCCCCGCCCAAUCAUAGCAGGUGCCCAGCAGUCACUGAUUGUUGGGCCUCUGCUGUAUCCGCUGGCAUCGGCUUUUACAGCCAUUAACCCCCUCUAUGUGCACGCAGUCAGCGUAUCUCCGCACCCGUAACAACCAGCUCUAUAAAAAUAUCACAUGACCUAGCUCCUUAGGUGAACACCGUAAAAAAGAAAAAUAAAGCAAUUUUUUUGUCACCUUACAUCACAA
This is a messenger RNA of Bufo gargarizans (Asiatic toad), 3917 nucleotides long. RefSeq lists its product as uncharacterized. Gene Ontology annotation, cellular component: plasma membrane. The transcript is spliced from 8 exons. NCBI's taxonomy places the organism in Eukaryota, Metazoa, Chordata, Amphibia, Anura, Bufonidae. Gene Ontology annotation, molecular function: transmembrane signaling receptor activity. The coding region runs from base 51 to 1217 and encodes 388 amino acids. The record is from RefSeq and is a predicted model, not a curated record.